Messenger RNA from Drosophila novamexicana, 1152 nucleotides. RefSeq lists its product as uncharacterized. The record is from RefSeq and is a predicted model, not a curated record. The transcript has a single exon. NCBI's taxonomy places the organism in Eukaryota, Metazoa, Arthropoda, Insecta, Diptera, Drosophilidae. Bases 114 to 758 code for a protein of 214 amino acids.
AUUUAGUAACGAAUCUUGAACCUAAACGCAACGAAUAUUAAAUUUAAACGGAACGCGAGUGUGUGUGGAGCGUGCGGCGCGUGCUACUUUGACUACGAAAGACAAAUACAAAAAUGUUUCAAAAAAGGAUUAUCGAAUUGUUCACGCUGCUCUUUUACUGGAUGGUUAUCACGCCAGCCAUAUAUCAAUAUUGCAAGACCCAGAAUUGGAUACGUUGGGAUCUAAAUGUACCAUUUCAAUCUUUCUCGGAUCAUGCCACAUUCGCGCUUUGCCUGCUCGCUGGCUAUGUGACCUUUUAUCGCAUUGUUAUCUUUAUCUACAUGAAGCUGAAAGUGUGCGAUGUUAAAAUGUGGCAUAAGCUGAAGAAAACGCAAGAGGAUCCCGAAUCGCAGCUAAAGGAUAAAUCUCAUUAUCAGGCCGUAUCUACAGAGAAUCUGGACACGGUUGAUGGCGGGCCAGCAACUACCAUGCCGAAAGUCAUACGCACCAUAAGCCACCCACUGCUGGUGGAGAGCGAUUUGGCGCGUAUUCAUAUCAAACACGAGACGCGUCCGCUGCGCAGCGCCACAUUGCCCAGACAGCCUCAGCAGACGCACAUCUCUAGUCCCACGCCCAGUUUGCGGUGUGCACCGCCUGUGCCCAACACGCCGCCCCGCACACCGGGAAUGGCCCGCAAGCUGAGCCAUGGCAUCAUCAUGUCACCUGAUGUCCUAAUGGGCACCUCACAGCAGCUGAGACCAACCAUAGUCAAGACAUAGGUUUCACUUCGGUGUACUUUACAGAGAAAGAUAGAAUUCCCAUCCAAGUAUUAGCCUUAGCCAAAGAACCAAAGAUAAACCUAAUUUUAUUCGCAAUAUUUGUCGAGACACAAUUUUAGCCAAUUUUUUCCGAAUCUAACUUACAUGGUAGCUCUUCUUGUAACAAGGAAUAGAUCAUAUAGUGAGUUAUUAUUAUUUUUUGUUUAUAGCAUUUUAAUGUUAGCUAGCGAAUACGAGUACUUUUGCGAGUACUUUUCGAAAAUUAGUUGCAUAUAUUUAUUACCUAGUUCUAAGUCCAGAUAUUAAUAUCUGUUUAUCUAUUUAAAAUAUGUGUAUGUAUUAUAUUAUUAUAUGAAAUAUGCUAUAAUAAAAGAAUGUUCUAGCUGCAUAGCAA